AGUACUGUAAUCAGUGGUGCUAUGGCUCAUUUCAAGGGCGCAACUUCCUCUUCAUUCUCUCAACCCCAAUUCCACUCUUUCACUUUCCCUCUGUUUUCCCGGCCUUCUACUUCAACCAUGCCACCUUCUGAUAUUCCAACUUUGAUCACCUUUCUCCCUAUCCCAGAAAACCCAGUCGGUUCCGAACUCAAACCCUCGAAAACCCCACUCUUUGAUCACGAAAGCAUUAAGAACGUUCCUAUUUCCUUGGAGUUGUCUCUUUCCUCUGAUUCUGGGUCCACGUCCAAGAAAAGGCCUCGCAUUGCUGAAAGACCUCAGGAGAGAAAAAAAGCCAAGAUGACUGAUCUGUGCCUGGGUCUUGACGCAUGGAGCAUCAAGAAGACACUUGGGAGCAGCGACAUCGGUCAUGCUUCCAGGCUUAUUGUGGCAUCAGAAGAUGUUCACAAGCACAUUCUUCCGUAUUGGGAUGUCAGUGUUUGCGGACACCUGAUGAAUAACGGUAGCGUGAGCGUGUGCGUGCGGGAUUUGGACACCGAAUCUGAAAUCGAGUUGAGGUUCAAGCGAUGGUUGAGUAGCGGGUGCUAUGUGCUCAACAAGAACUGGGUUACGGGGUUUGUCAAGAGAAGAGAACUGAAGCAGGGAGAUGAAAUCGGACUGUUUUGGGAUAAGGGCAAUUCAAGGUUCAACUUCAGCGUUCUCAAACGGGCCUAGGAUUCUCAAACAACAACAUUGGCAAUUGCUCCAAUUUUGACACGAGCUAGAUAUAGCUAGCUAGAAAAUUACUUAAUUGAUCAUAUCUAAUGAUCAUUCUCUUUGUAGUAAGAAUUAAAAUAGUUUAAUAAUAACUUUUUUAAUAAAAAUAGAAGGUAUUA
This is a messenger RNA of Rubroshorea leprosula, 872 nucleotides long. Lineage: Eukaryota; Viridiplantae; Streptophyta; Magnoliopsida; Malvales; Dipterocarpaceae. The record is from the annotation of a GenBank genome assembly.